This is a messenger RNA of Habropoda laboriosa, 434 nucleotides long. RefSeq names its product histone H2B-like. Gene Ontology annotation, cellular component: nucleosome. Lineage: Eukaryota; Metazoa; Arthropoda; Insecta; Hymenoptera; Apidae. The record is from RefSeq and is a predicted model, not a curated record. The transcript has a single exon. Gene Ontology annotation, molecular function: structural constituent of chromatin; DNA binding; protein heterodimerization activity. Bases 53 to 424 code for a protein of 123 amino acids.
GAGCAGUAGUUACGCGUUGUUUACGAGUUUCAAGUCUCUGUGAAGCAUUAUUAUGCCACCAAAACUUAGCGGUAAAGCUGUGAAGAAGGCUGGAAAAGCUCAGAAGAAUAUCAGUAAAGCUGACAAAAAGAAGAAAAGGAGGAGGAAGGAAAGUUACGCUAUUUACAUUUACAAGGUGCUCAAACAGGUGCAUCCUGAUACUGGUAUUUCCAGUAAAGCAAUGAGCAUCAUGAACAGCUUUGUCAAUGAUGUUUUUGAACGCAUUGCGGCAGAAGCAUCAAGAUUGGCACAUUAUAACAAACGUUCGACGAUCACAUCUCGUGAAAUUCAAACUGCUGUGAGACUUUUACUGCCUGGUGAAUUAGCUAAGCACGCAGUUAGUGAAGGUACCAAGGCAGUUACCAAAUAUACCAGUUCUAAGUAAGAAUAUAGCU